AUGUCACCACCGCCUCGCCGCGGUUCAGGCAAAGGCCGCGGACGCGGGGGUCGAGGAGGUGACCGCGAUCGCAGUAGUAGCAGCGGCGCAGGCAAUGACAGCUCGAGCACGAAGCCUAAGAAGCGUGAGCGAGGCAAUAGUGGAAACAAGCGCGGCGGAGGACGUGGGGGCGGUGGGGGGUCGUCCUCUGCUUCGUCGUCGGCCGUUACCACGUCCGCUAGACCCACGCGUGCCGUAACGACGGUGCUGAAGAAGCUGGUAGUGCGCAAUAUUCCCCCGACGGCUUCGGAGCAGGAAGCACGUGGGCUGCUGCAUUCGCAUGGGGUGGAGGACGAGUUGAUCUGGCGCUUCGUUCCUGGCCGUAAACGCAGCAACAACCGCCCACCGACGCCCGCACGUCUCUACGUGGACAUGAAGAAGGAACCAGAGAGGGCGCGCAAGCUCAUUGCAUCGCUACACGGGCAAUUCUUCUACCCAGAGACGAAAGAUAAGGACGGGGUCAAACCGCUGGACGUUGAGUUCGCUCCUUUCCAAAAAGUUCCACGCGAGAAGCAGCGCAAAGACGCAAAAGUUGGGACGAUCGACCGUGAUCCAGAGUACAUUGCGUUCCUGGAGGAGCUGGCCAAGCCCAAAGACAAACUUCCGAGUGCUGAGGCGCUUGUGGAUAUAGCGGAAGGUGAGACGGUGGAGAAGCCAGUGGCUGCGUUGGUCAAGUAUUUGAACGAGCGAAAGAUUCACAGUCGCGACAAGGGCAAAGGAAAAUCUGGUGGCAAGUUGGUUGACAAGAAUGGGCGUCGACUGAAGGGAAAGAAGGAUGGAACGAAGCAGAAAUCGACGAAAGACAAAUCGAAAUCUUCAAGGGAUCGUCAGAAGAAGAACUCUGGUGACGCGGCUAAUGCUCAAGAUCCCAAAAAUCGCAAGCAACGUGGAAGAGCAUCAUCGAAGAAGGAGUCGACGAAGGAAUCGAAGACAGAGCCUAAUCAGCCUGGAAUGUUGCGUAUCAUGACCACUAAAGCUGCUAUCGCGGCUAGCGAUUCUUGCCCCGCACCUGCUGCGAAGGUGAACGGAACUACUGCAUCUGCUGACACUCUGUCGGAACGCGGGUCUGAUAAGCGUGGCCCCAAGCCUGGCAAGAAAAAUGCUGGCCGUGGACGCAACAACCCCAAAAAGGGUAAAGAUGGUGGUGAUGGAGGUGACGGUGAAGGUUCCAGUAAGACCGACGCGAAGUCUCAUCCACGUCGUAAAGGAGGAAACAGUGGCAAGAAGGAGCCAGGCAACAAGGGAGAGCGGAAGAAGAAAGUGUUUGCGCCGAAAGACGCCACUGCGCAAGGCACACCUGCCAAGAGUUGA
This is a messenger RNA of Phytophthora nicotianae INRA-310, 1350 nucleotides long. RefSeq lists its product as hypothetical. Lineage: Eukaryota; Oomycota; Peronosporomycetes; Peronosporales; Peronosporaceae. The record is from RefSeq and is a predicted model, not a curated record. Gene Ontology annotation, molecular function: mRNA binding. Gene Ontology annotation, cellular component: cytoplasm; nucleolus. Gene Ontology annotation, biological process: positive regulation of translation; nuclear-transcribed mRNA catabolic process, nonsense-mediated decay. The coding region runs from base 1 to 1350 and encodes 449 amino acids. The transcript has 6 exons.